CCUCACUCCUGUCCAGGUGAAGAGUGAAGAUGAUGGAGCAACCAGCAGCUGGACUCAACACAUGAAGACAGAAGCUGAUGGAGACACCUGUGGAGGAGCAGAAGCAGCCAGUGACUUGGAUACACCUCUCCUCCCUGACCACCAGAGGUCGCCUUGUUCUGACUCUGACACGGAUGACAGUGAGGACUGGAGAGAAACCUGUGACACUCAAUCAGGUUCAAAGUCUGUGCAGAAUCCAAAGGUUCAUUUCGGUGAGAAGAAAGAUGAUGAUCCUGAAUCACUUACCUGCUCUGAAUGUGGGACAAAAUGUUCUUCAAAGUCUGGAAUAAAACGGCACCUGAAGUCCUGCAGUGGACUUUUGACUUGUUCUGUUUGUGGAAAAUGUUUCAGAAGGAGACGUGAUCUGAAUCUUCACAUGAGACGUCACCCUGGAGAAAAAGCUUUCGUCUGCUCUCACUGUGGUAAAUGUUUUUCUCAGAGCAGGGACCUGAAGACUCACACAAGAACGCACACAGGAGAAAAACCCUUUGUCUGCUCUCAGUGUGGUAAACGUUUUACCCAGUGUGGACACCUAACGGCCCACUUAAGAAGUCACACGGGAGAAAAGCCUUUCAGUUGCUCUCAGUGUGGCAGAUGUUUUGCGCAGAGAUGGGACCUGAAGACUCACAUGAGAACUCACACAGGAGAAAAACCUUUCCAAUGCUCCCAGUGUGGCAAAUGUUUCGCACUGGGAUAUCAACUGACAGCCCACACAAGGAUUCACACUGGAGAAAAGCCUUUCAGAUGCUCUCACUGUGGUAAAUGUUUUGCGCAGAGCAAUUACAUGUCGCUGCAUAUGAGAAUUCACACCGGAGAAAAACCGUUCCGGUGCUCUCUCUGUGGUAAACGUUUUUCACAGGGCAGGAACCUUCGGUCUCAUCUAAAACUUCAUACCGGGGAGAAUCUUUUCGUCUGCUCUGUCUGUGGUAAAGGUUAUACGCUGAACCACUCCCUGAAGAUACACAUGAGAAGUCACACUGGAGACUAAACUUUCCUGUGCUGUGUCUGUGGUAAAUGUUUUUCACAGAACUGGGGCCUUAUUUAUCAACUGUGUGUACGCAAAAAUAUAUGAUUGAAAUUUUUUUUAUCAAAAUAAAGAACUUGAACUCUGGUUCACGUCUCAUUUCGGUCAUGAAGAGCAAACAAUCCAGUUGUGCUGUCAUGAGCCAAUAAUGACCAUGAUCAUGGUUAAGAGCAUCAAAGCAUGUGCAAGACAUUGUAUAAAACAAAUAUGACUAACAUGAACUCGCAGCACAGGAACAGCCACUGCUCGCUGAGGAAUCCCACACAACAACUUUGUUUCUGCACCAAGUGAAAAGCUGUUUCCCUCCACCAAGUGCUCCC
Molecule: messenger RNA, 1383 nt
Organism: Synchiropus splendidus (mandarinfish)
Lineage: Eukaryota; Metazoa; Chordata; Actinopteri; Syngnathiformes; Callionymidae
Product: gastrula zinc finger protein XlCGF8.2DB-like
Exons: 1
Coding region: 62-1027 (321 amino acids)
Biological process (GO): regulation of transcription by RNA polymerase II
Cellular component (GO): nucleus
Molecular function (GO): RNA polymerase II cis-regulatory region sequence-specific DNA binding; DNA-binding transcription factor activity, RNA polymerase II-specific
Source: RefSeq, a predicted model, not a curated record